GACGCAAAUGUACUUUUAGAAUCUAAACCGAAAUGUAUUAUUCCAUAGGAAGUUGAUAGGUUUGUCCCUCAUCCUCAUGCACCCUUGAGCGACUAUCUGCAACCCACUUACCCAAUUUCACCCCCGUCUUACUCGGGCGAGCACUGCGGCUGAGGCAUGGGGGUUGAAACUUCGUACUACUUAGUCACAUGCUUGGCGAUGAUGCUUUGCGUGCAGAGUAAGCAGUGCAGGUUUAUUGAUAAGAACAACUGCACAGAACUCCUCUUCCUUCUAUUACUCGGAAACAGCUCCAGUUGAUAUUCCGCUGUCAUCUUACCGACUAGAAACCAGUUACUCGACCUCAAGAUGACUAGCCGCCACGUCUUCACCCAGCGACUGAAGUCGGGGGUCCUAUUCUCAGCCCCGGGUAACAUGCUAGCCAUGCCCGAGGGAGGCUGGGGCGACGAUACACCCAUGAACCGAUCAAGAAAGCCCAAGAAAAAAGUCAAGAACCGUGGCCUGGAUCAGUUUUCUCACUGGGUAGCCAAGGUGACACCUUUUGACGAACCAUAUGAUGAUAUCGGCUCUUUCACGCCGGACAAGGAUACCCGCAAUUCUGAAUACAGACCCUACUCAAUACCACCGUAUCCCGAGCCUCCAGUAAGAUCUGAGGAAGCUGAGAUACCUGAGGUGACACUAUGUCUACCGAUGCUCAGUGUUUCUUUGACGGCGACUUUGGACGGCACAGUCGCUCAUACAGAGCUGGUGCAGAAGUUCCACAAUCCUUCCGAUAAAAUAAUCAAUGCUGCAAAGCACGUUUUCCCUCUAUACGAUGGCGCUGUUAUCACAUCCUUCGAAUGCACAAUCGGUGAUGAGCGCCGUGUCAGAGGCGUAGUCAAACCCAAGGCGCAAUCACGAAAGGAAUUUGAAGAGGCAGUCCGCGACCGAGUGGCAGCUCCCGCUCUGCUGGAAGAACAUACUCCUGAGAUCUUUGAGACGUCUCUUGGAAACAUUCCCGCCAAUACCACGGUGGAGAUCAACAUCACGUACGUCCAAGAGCUGAAGGUGGUCAUGAUGGAGACGGAAGCAACCGAGGGCAUAGCUCUCACCAUUCCGAUGUCUAUCGCUCCGAGAUACAGCAAGUCACCAAUCGAGUGGGAGCCUGCAUCGAGAGUACCAGAGGGGAAGCUUGACAUAUGGAUCAAGGUCAUGGAUAAUGGAAAAGUCAACCAUGAAGGUUGUGACGAGGAGUCAGGCUACCUCCUCCAGUUUGAGGGCUCCAAGCCUGUCGAAUACUCCAACAUGCUGGAAAAGGAUGCAUCAACUAGAACCUACUAUGUCUGGCACCAUGAGUCAGAGCCCCCCGUUCUGAGAAAAGACUUUGUGUUUGUCAUUCAGAUGAAUGAAGGCCACCAAAUCAAGUCAGGAGCCAUCGCUUGUGCCGCAGAUGACAAGGGCCUCGCUGCUAUGAGAGUAAACAUCCGACCUAACGAUCUUUUCCGCAACGCCAUUAUUCCCCAAUCAUUCACUGGAGAGAUUUUGUUUCUUCUUGAUCAAUCUGGAUCUAUGGGAUGGUCAAACGGUUCACCUGGCUAUGGCAGACGGCUUACCGGAGGACGAAAGAUUGAUGUUAUGCGGGAAGCAAUGCUUCUAGCUCUUUCAGGCAUACCGUCGACAUGCAUCUUUAACAUUAUCUCAUGGGGUUCAGCGACAGUAGGGCUCUGGGGAAACUCCCAACCUCACACGCAGGAGAAUAUCAGAGAGGCCAAGAGCUACGUGUCUCAGAUGGAGGCUAAUAUGGGUGGAACAGAUCUCCUUCGGGCGCUGGAAGCAGUGGUGAAGCGGCGGGUUCAAGAGCGAGAAUCCACACAGAUCAUCAUCCUCACAGACGGCGAGUUGGAACCCGAAGAUUCGAUCCAGUUCAUCUGGAAGAAACGCCAGCUGUUCGGGGAUAAAGUUCGGUUCUUUGCUCUGGGCAUUGGAGAUGAAGUUUCCCAUCGUCUGGUCGAGAGUAUUGCGGAGUGUGGUGGCGGCUACAGUGAUGUAGUUCAUACUACGCAGACGCCGAGAUGGCAUGAUCGACUGAACCGCCUGCUGAAGUCGGCUCUGGAACCGAACAGCUGGAGUUGCGACAUCGAUCUCGGUAGUGGUUUUGAAAGGAAGAACUUGGUUGAUUACAACCUUGCGCAGGAUAAUGCUGCCGAUGGUAGCAAUAUACCUUACAUCCAAGCCCCAUUUCCGAUCUCACCUCUCCAUCCUUUCAGCUUCGCGUCUAUUUCCUUCCUGAUCGACCUUCGUCAUGGGGGAGCCAUCCCCAAAACUGUCACCAUAAACACAACAACUCUCGGGGCAAAAAGGAAAACUUACGAACUGCCCAUCGAGAUAUCAUCAGGCAGCAACGGCACAAUCCAUCGAUUAGUGGCCAAGUCAGUCCUGCUGGAUCUUCAGGACGAGAUGAAGCGUGGAACAUCCGAAACAAACGUCGCAAAAGCAAACGCAGAGAACAUUGGCACGACAUAUUCCAUCACCAGCAAGUGGACAAGCUUCGUAGCUGUAUCAGAGAAUCAACCUACGCAGACCGUUGAGGAGCAAAAGAUGAAUCACUACAAGGCUCUCUUUGACGAGAUAGACAUCGAAGAGCUUCUCAAUGCCGCCGAUGAUGAUGAAAGUACAACUUCUGGUUCGUUGAGCAGUAUUGGCUAUGGUACCCGUCAGAGCCCCCGAAUGAAUACCAUGGGCCCACCUCAAGUGUUGGGCAUUAUGAGAUCUUCGGAAAGUUUUGAAUAUGGCCGACAUCUAGAGUCUGCGAACCGAAUUCCAAUACCAGCUCCCAUGCCGUUGCAUUAUGCGCCACCACCAGCACCGGUAAUGAGCUCACGACCCUUCACUCAUGGUCAGUCAGCUCCCAGUCAGAGGGCAGAUUCUUCUUUCGAAGAGGAAGAAGUAUUAGACCAUACGCUAGCGGAUACUGCAGACGGAAGUCCUCAAUAUAGAGUAUCGCACUUAACACCAUCUACGGCACAGGACUCCCCAAUUCACGAACUUAUGGAUGAUGCUCCAGCCGAUGCAGCUAAGCCAGCCGGCGUUGAGGCCUACGCUCAAGCAGUCGCUAGGAAACGAGCUUCUAAAUCUUCGUACCCUUUGCCCUUCAGGCCGAUGGGUAAUCGCAGACCUCGACUGCCAAAGGAUUGCGCUUAUGAUGGAAACUCAGAUGACGAUACAGCUCAAGAUUCUCCGCCUCGGAAUGCUGCCCAAAGUGCUUCGUCACCCAGAACCCCCAGUAGAGAUCAAGACGGCCAAGUCUUCGAGCCGGUGCCACUUCCCAAUCCUAUUGUCGCUUCUAAGCGACUUACUAAAAGCAUCCAUCGAGUCAUGAAAUCUGUCGAAGGAGAGGUUGCGGAUGAGCCCACGGUUCAACCCCGCGCCGAUCGUGGUUUCAUUGAGCGUGGUUCAUCAGUGUCGGGUAACGCUGGACCUUGGUGUUCAUACCACGAUUCAGAUCACGAUGAAAGAAGUCAGAGCAGUGUUGAUUCGCCAUCACCUCCACCAACAGUCUAUGGCCCCCUGGACUGGCAGUUCGCGAUGGAGUGUCAAGACGGUCAGGGUUUCUUUGACCUUUCUGGUAAAACACAAUAUCUACACUUGCACUUUUGUCCAGAAACCGCCAAGAAGUUCGGUCCUAAGAUUUCCGAACUUCUGCAUAACUCCACGGCCCUAGAACAAGAGAGGGAUGAUAUAUCUGCCAGGGUACUUGACACGUUGAUGAUGAUCGAGUGUUACAAAACGCACCGGGCGCAGGAGGAAGAUACCUGGGAUCUGAUGAUGGAGAGGGCGUGGGACGCCGUAAUAUCGGUUCUUGGACUUUCCGACGAUGAAGAAGAAAUGGAAGAAUUGGAAGAAUUGGUGGGUCACUUGAGGGGAGCAAUGAUGCAUGCACAUUAUAUUGCUGCAACUGGAGUUACGGAUUCGGAGAAGGAUGGUGAUACUGUGAAUACUGUGAGAUGCCCGGCCUGUAAUGUGGUAUGGCGAACAACGAAGCGGUUCUGGUGUCCUUUUGAUCACGACUACGACAACGAGGCUGAUGAGAUUCUGAACUGGGAUGAUUUUUGGAAACAUCAGGUAGGUCGGGGACAUGUCGUUUGUAUUCAGACAGUUAUGUACUAGCAGCGAGGAAGGGCAGUACGGGGAGAUGUAUAGAUUACUUUCCAUAUUAUCUUUUUUAUUUGAGGCCUUCUUCAUUCUUA
Molecule: messenger RNA, 4223 nt
Organism: Fusarium oxysporum Fo47
Lineage: Eukaryota; Fungi; Ascomycota; Sordariomycetes; Hypocreales; Nectriaceae
Product: VIT and vWA domain-containing protein
Exons: 3
Coding region: 346-4143 (1265 amino acids)
Source: RefSeq, a predicted model, not a curated record